Molecule: messenger RNA, 2059 nt
Organism: Cryptotermes secundus
Lineage: Eukaryota; Metazoa; Arthropoda; Insecta; Blattodea; Kalotermitidae
Product: ATP-dependent RNA helicase p62
Exons: 14
Coding region: 249-1826 (525 amino acids)
Cellular component (GO): ribonucleoprotein complex; cytoplasm; nucleus
Molecular function (GO): RNA binding; ATP binding; RNA helicase activity
Source: RefSeq, a predicted model, not a curated record
AAAUGGACUAUCUCCAGUAUAGAACAAUAUUUUGGAAUUAUGAUUUUCUCAUGGUGAUAAUUAAAACAUUAUGACUUCUCAUCGUACUUGUAAUUUUUCUGGUACAAUUGAAGUGCUGGUCUCGCCUGAACUGAAAAUCCCAGUUCCAUCAGCUAGUGCAGGGUUGCCGGUCGCUAGUCUUCCAGUCAAAACUCAUUCCGAUUUCCAGUGUUUUGAAGAAUUGUUGUAGUACUCAGAUAAAUCCGGAUAUGACUUUUAAAGGAGGAAGCAGUCGUUUUGGAAAUGACAGAAAAAAGGGUGGAUUUGGGACAGGUGACCAGUGGAGAGGUAGCGAAAAGAGGAAAAAAGAAUUUGGUGGGAAGAGGGAAUCAGGAGUGAACGUCUGUGAGCAAAACUGGGGACCCACAACGUUGCAUCCAUUUACCAAAGACUUGUACCAGCCUCAUCCAGCUGUAGAAAACAGGUCCAGAGAGGAAGUAGAAGCGUUCAGAUCUGCACACCAGAUUACUGUGAAAGGAGAUGCACCUAAUCCCAUCCAACACUUCGAGGAAGUAAAUUUCCCUGAUUAUGUGGUAAAUGAAAUUAGAAAGUCUGGAUUUGAAUCACCUACAGCUAUCCAGUGUCAGGGGUGGCCAAUUGCCAUGAGUGGUCGUGAUCUGGUGGGAAUAGCUCAAACUGGCUCUGGGAAGACAUUGGCUUACAUCUUGCCAGCAACUGUGCACAUCAACAAUCAGGAGCAUCUGUCACGGGGAGAUGGCCCCAUAGCACUAGUCCUGGCUCCAACCCGGGAGCUUGCCCAACAGAUCCAGACAAUUGCGAAGAUCUUUGGCUCUUCAUCAUACAUCCGAAAUACAUGUGUGUUUGGGGGAGCCCCCAAAGGCCCACAGGCACGGGAUUUGGAGCGUGGGGUAGAGAUAUGCAUUGCAACUCCAGGUCGCCUGAUUGACUUCCUGGAGAGAGGAACAACCAAUUUGAAGCGUUGCACAUACUUAGUUUUGGAUGAGGCAGACAGGAUGCUUGACAUGGGAUUUGAACCACAGAUACGCAGAAUCAUUGAGCAAAUUCGGCCAGACCGACAGACGCUGAUGUGGUCAGCCACAUGGCCAAAGGAAGUGCGCAGUCUAGCGGAGGAGUUUUUGAACAACUAUGUGCAAGUGAACAUUGGAUCCUUGCAGUUGGCAGCCAACCACAACAUAGUGCAAAAUGUUGAGGUCUGUCAGGAGUACGAGAAGGAACAGAAGUUGGCCACACUUCUAGAAGAAAUUGCAUCAGAAGAAAACAACAAGACCCUCAUAUUUGUUGAGACAAAGAGGAAAGUUGAAAAUAUUACCAGGAGUAUUCGACGUCUUGGUUAUCCAGCAGUGUGUAUGCAUGGAGACAAGUCACAACAUGAGAGGGAUUAUGUUCUGAGAGAGUUCAGAAAUGGGAGGUCCCCCAUCCUGGUUGCAACAGAUGUGGCAGCAAGAGGCCUGGAUGUGGAUGGGAUCAAAUAUGUGAUCAACUUUGAUUACCCAAACUCCUCUGAAGAUUACAUCCACCGCAUCGGUCGCACUGGCCGUCACAAUGCAACAGGCACAUCCUACGCAUUCUUUACCCCAAACAACAGUCGACAAGCCAAGGACCUGGUGUCAGUACUUCGAGAGGCAAAUCAGGAGGUUAACCCUAAGCUGGCUGAGCUGGCCAGGCAAGGUGGUGGAGGGUAUGGAAAAAGAGGUGGCCAACGUUGGGGAUAUGGAAGCUAUGGUCGUGGCCGAGAGAACUAUGGUGGUGGAGUGAAGAACACGCAUAAGCGGUUUGAUAGCAAUGACUACUCAGAGUACAGUUGAUUAUUAUCUACCAAUCGUAUUUAAAGUGGAAUGUAGAACAAGUGAUGGAUUUAUUAAUUUGCUCUGGCAGAACAUGGAUGUGCAUUUGGCUGCUACUGAAAGCUGUUGUCGCCCUCUGUUUGACAGUAUUGUAUUCAUUGUGAUCCGAUAUACUGGUCAUAUUGACAGCUCACCAGAGUCUAUCAUUCCAAUGUAAUGUGAAAUGAUGUAUUAAAACAUUUGAUAACUGAAAA